UCACCUGCUCACUUUUCCGCAGCGCUCCGUACCGUCCGGUACAGAUCGUCGUGCGCGUAUGUGUCCGACGAGGAGACGACCCAGUACUGGAGUGCAGCAGGAGGGGAGUCAUGGCUACGUUUCAUGGCGUUGUGCGUCAGGUCUUGCAGGAGUUUGAGGAGAGGCAGAAGGCGCUCAACGCCCGGGCACUGCCGCUCCCACCACCAUCGCCACCAGCAGCAACCUUCGCCAGCAGCGGCGGCGGCGAAGAAGAAGAAGGCCGACCGUGGCAGCCUGAGCCACCUUACGAGAACGACGCGGUUGCUGCGGAACACGAACUACAACAGCAGCAGCCGCAGCAGCGUGUGGACCAGGCGCAGUGCAGUAUGGAUCAGCAACCGGUUACGGUUAUGGGACAGCAGACGCUCAUGGAGCAACAUGCCCUUAUGGACGCUGGAGCGAACACGGAUCAGCAGGGGCUCAGUAUGGACCUGCAAACAUGCAUGCCUACACUUGACCAGCAACGAACAGGUCUAGAGGAGCAGAUGGUAAUGAAUCCGCAACCGUUUAUGGAUGAACAUGCGUGUAUUGGCACUAUGGAGUUUCAGAACCCAACCAGGUCCGUACCGCCGCCUCACCCUAUCGACGUAGACCAUCAACAACUACAGGUACACGGUGAGCAGGUUGGUGGGAGCGGUGUGGUCCAUGCUUCUGGCAGCAGUGCUAAUACUGGUGCAGCGUAUCAUCAGAAUUCACAAUUCCCCCAGUGGUGCAGCACGCCCGAAGCGGAACGUAAGCCUCCGCGGCCACCGCCACCUCUACCUCCGCGUGAUUACAAACGGGACAUGGUGCAUGGCUGUUUUGCUGCUGGCCUGAACACCCUACGGCACGCGCCGCUAAUGACGGUACAGGUGCCACUACAGGAUAUCAGUGUGGAGAGUGUGGAGGCUUGCGAAGAGUCGAAACUGUGGGAGCAUCUGCCGUGCCUGGGAGAGGAGAGAGGCAAGUUUCUGCUGCGCGUGAUACGCCUGAAUCGUCAGCGUGGCCGUGACUACGUGCUGCGUAUACUGGUGGUGGGCAAGACGGGAGAAGGCAAGUCCACGCUGAUCAACACGCUACUCGGCCGAAACGUAGCCACAGUCCGAGAGGACUGCAUCGACCCAGUGCAGCACAGUGUUGAGCCGAUUGAAACCGAGUUCAACUCCAUCAAAGUCAAAGUCUGGGACACACAGGGCGCUCAGGACGGCAACGACCUAGAGGAGGAAACGUUCGCCCGAGUCAAGGAGAGCAUAGACCGGCACAAGCAGCCCGGAGAGACUCUCGGCAUUGACGUUGUUCUAGUCUGUAUGUCGCUGAUCAAUACCCGCUUCACGUACGACACCAAAGAAACGCUGCGUAUCAUAACCAAUGCCCUCGGCGAGGAGGUGUGGAAGUUUGCGAUUCUCACCCUCACCAUGGCCAACAUACUUGCCAUGUCUCCCCUGCAAGAGCGACACAUCCAACUGUCUUACCACGAGUACAUCCGCGAAUUCAGUCGCAUGGUACUGGAGUCCAUCAUGGAGCUGGGAGUGCCCAGGGACGUUGUAGGCGACAUCAAGGUUGUGGCGGUCGGUCGGUUUGAUGCGGCUCGACCGCAGAGCCGAUGCCUGCCUGGCUGCAAUGACUGGCCGUCGUACUUCUGGUGCGCGUGUGCAGAUCGUGUGCAGUCGCCGGAAGGCCGCGGUGCCCUGGCUAUUGCCAAUGAAGAGCGCCUGUACUUUGGCACCGCUGUGUCAGGGAGCCAAACCAACAUCAAUAGUACUACUGGCGGUGCACCACCGAUCCACGUGCAGCAAACGACGGAAGGCAACAGCUUUCUCCUAGCGCUGAUCACUGAUGUCAUGCCGCUGCUAAAGGUACUUGCUCAGUCGCCGGAUACGGUGGAGCAACAGGAGGCGCUGCAAGAUGGCCGUCGCAAGGCAUCCAAUCUGCUCGCCUGCUUGCGCCACGUAAUGGGCGCGUUGGACGCUUUCGCCCCGCAGACUAUGUCCGUUCCGCCGCAUCAACCCAUGUCCUUCCACACUAACACUCGUAUGACUUGUUGAGUCGUGCGGAAAUCAACUUUAUUCUUUCCAAAGCGCCCUGCUCUCUUGAUGGAGAUUUCUGCUAUCUUCUUUCUUUUUAAAUUCCAAUUUUCAAAAAAGAGCGGAAACUUAUAAUUUUAUUUGAGUCGGUUACACAGGAUCUGCACAGGAUCUGCAUGUUUUGAAAGCAGUUCUAUUGGUCGGUUUGAGUUUCUAUUUCGGCGAAUGACGCACACCGUG
This is a messenger RNA of Sycon ciliatum, 2282 nucleotides long. RefSeq lists its product as uncharacterized. Gene Ontology annotation, molecular function: GTP binding. The transcript has a single exon. Bases 111 to 2063 code for a protein of 650 amino acids. The record is from RefSeq and is a predicted model, not a curated record. Lineage: Eukaryota; Metazoa; Porifera; Calcarea; Leucosolenida; Sycettidae.